This is a messenger RNA of Fusarium sp. VM40, 708 nucleotides long. NCBI's taxonomy places the organism in Eukaryota, Fungi, Ascomycota, Sordariomycetes, Hypocreales, Nectriaceae. The record is from the annotation of a GenBank genome assembly.
AUGGCUUCCCUUCAAUUCGGCGUCCUCGUCUAUGACUUCCAAGCUAUUGAUGUCAUAGGCCCAACAGAUCUGGUCAACUCAUCGAGCAAAGCAUACCUACAAGCCUGCUCAGGCUUUAUGAAGAUCGAUCCAGAAGUCCUCUGUCGCACAAGCGAUUUCACCUUCCACCACAUCGGCGUCACUCGCGAUCCCGUCAUCCUCGCGUCGAGCAGCAUCACCCUCGUGCCCUCGACUACCGUGGAUGAAUGCCCUGCACUCGACAUCUUACUUCUUGGCGGACCCGAUCCUGUCAAUUUUGAACUGCAUCCUAAGUUUGCAGACUUCAUUCGAAAUCAUGUUGCAGCUGGCAAACUGCUCUUUACUACUUGCACUGGGGCUGCCGUUGCUGCGGCUGCGGGUGUUCUAGACGGCAAAAGGGCUACGAUCAACCACGCAGUCAUUCCACUCGUCAAGCAAAAGUUUUCCAACGUCAACUGGACGGAUGAGAAGAAGUGGGUUGUUGAUGGAAAUUUCUGGACUGCGGGCGGCGCUGUGGCGGGGAUGGACAUGUUUGCGCAUUGGCUCAAGGAAAAGUUUGGAUCUGAUGUGCUUAUUCUUGGCUCCUCGCUUUUAGACUAUGAACCAAGGGAUAUUGACGGGAUGCUCAAUGUUUUGCCGAAAAGAUUUGACGAGAGUGGCAAGCAAUUGCCUACACACUCUUUCAACUAG